Messenger RNA from Capsella rubella, 954 nucleotides. Its product is annotated as F-box/LRR-repeat protein At2g43260. The record is from RefSeq and is a predicted model, not a curated record. NCBI's taxonomy places the organism in Eukaryota, Viridiplantae, Streptophyta, Magnoliopsida, Brassicales, Brassicaceae. The transcript has a single exon. Bases 1 to 954 code for a protein of 317 amino acids.
AUGAAGAAGAAGAGAUCUGUUAUAUCGGCAACUGCGACGCUUCCCGUAUCUCACUUACAUGGCUUGAUCUGCAUCCCGGGCUCUGAUUCCAUUGAAGUUUGUAACCCGGCGACUCGACAAUCCCGGCGAUUCCCUACCGGCGAAUCUUUGUUCUCGGCCUCGACGACGAUCUUACCUCAUGCAGGUAUCCCCGUCAGAUCUCUUUUGUACCAUCGAAAAUAUUUGGAUCAUGAAGUCACGCCUAAGUUCCCCAAGACAAGAAGCACGUUUGGAUUCGGUAAAGAUGAAGUUACGGGGGAGUAUAAAGUGGUAGAGCUACGUGCUCACCCUCGUGCGCCGCUCAUCGUUGGGGAUUGCAAUGUUCUCGACCUCCGAACCGGCCGGUGGAGACACGUCAACCUCGUUCCUUAUCGGGUUUUUGUCACGGAAAGAUCCGUCUAUGUCAAUGGUUCCCUUCACUGGUUCACUGUUGAUUUCUUGGAACCCUACGCUUCAAGAAUUGUUGCCUUUGAUCUUCACCUUGAAGAGUUUAGAGUCGUCUCCCACCCUAACCCAGUCUUCUCUUCAGACGACCACGAUGGCGACGAGGCUCCCUAUUUCUCUGAGCUUCUCGUCCUCCGAGACCGCCUCUCUGUAUCUGAGAUGAGGACCACUAAUGUUCCCCAUCCCCGACUCGAUAUUUGGAGCAUGGUCGAUGCACUAGAAGAAACAUGGGUUAAGAUGCACUCCUUGUGUUUAUGCCAACUCUACCAACCACGACCAGGUCAGAUUCAGCUGUUCACCCCCUUGGUGAUUCCUGACGACCAAGGAGAUGGAGAUGGAGUACUCAUCAUUUGGGACUAUCAAGAGUCUUUGUUCAUGUCUUACCCUAAAAAUUUCCUCCUUAACAAGCUUUCUGCGUACGCUCGUGUUGUUGCUUCUUCGUACUUUCAAACUCUCGUUCCGGUUCCCUAA